Molecule: messenger RNA, 1505 nt
Organism: Lolium perenne
Lineage: Eukaryota; Viridiplantae; Streptophyta; Magnoliopsida; Poales; Poaceae
Source: RefSeq, a predicted model, not a curated record
AUCUCCACGAGCCUAUAAACCCGCCACCACCACGAACUCCACAAGCUCUCCAGCUCCAAGUAGAAGCCAAGUCAAAAAUGGAGGUCAUGAUGCGUCCCGCCUCACCCCCGCUGCCGCGGCAGGACUUCCGGCUCGACAGCGCGGCCACGAGCCCGUACGCCACGGCGCCGUCCAGCCCGCACGGCCGCCUCGCCGCCGCCGGGUCCGAUAGCCCGUUCGGCUCCGUCGAGGCAGCGGCCGCGGGCAGCCCGUUCCUGACGGCGCCUCCUUCGCCGACUCCGUUCGACCAACUGCCACCGGUCACGCCGCGCCUCACCGGCGCCAACCCCUUCGACCUUUUCCAGCACUUCUCCAGCGCGCCCGCAAGCCCCAGGCGCGCCGCGGCCAUAUACGCCCACUUCGCGGACCGCAACCGCGACGGCGACGAAGAUGAGGACGACGACGACGACGAGGGGUUCCAGCCGCGCUCGUCCUACUCCACCACCGGCGCCUCGGCCGUGCCGUUCGACUGGGAGGAGAGGCCCGGGACGCCCAAGGCCGGGCUGGGCGGCGGGGCGGCUGCGUGGGAUGACGCGGACUUCGAGUUCGGCACCGUCGCCGACAAGACCGCACCGGCGGAGAGCCUGACGACGGCCGACAAGCUGUUCGAGAAGGGUAGAAUUCGGCCGCUCAAGCCUCUGCCCCUGCUCAAGACGGGCUCCGACCUCUCUGACAAGGGAAAGAUCAGGCCGCUGAAGCCGCCGCCUGGCCUGCUCGACGGCGGGAGCGUCGGGUCGUCGCCGCGAUCGCCGAUGACGAUGAGGUCUCCCCGGCGACGGAGCAGGGUCGGCUCCGGCACCGACUUCGACCCGUUCGCGGCGGCGCUGCUGGAGGCAACCAAGGCGCCCUCCCCGCUCGGCGGGAAACACAAGAGCAGCAGCGUCGCGUCAGGUUCGCCGCCCCAUCAAGCCGACCCGUUCACCACCCGUCCGGCAUCCAAGAGCGCCGGGUGGAGGAAGUGGCGACUCAGCGACCUGCUCCUGUUCCGGAGCUCCUCUGAAGGCGGUCGCGUCAACAAAGACCCGCUAUUCAAGUGCUCGCCGACCGAGAAGGUGAGCCCGCCGCCGGCGAUGAUCAAAGUCGGUACCAUGGACAAGCUGUCCAAGAAGCAGGGCGGCGACAAGAGCGCCGCAGCGGCGGCAGAGGGCAUCGUCGGGUGCGCAAGGCUGAGCCCGCUGCAGCGACUGGCCAGAGGGCUCGGCGGGCACUCGUGGCACCACGGCCGCGGCGUGGCGUCGCCGGGGAUCAAAGGGUAGAGAAGAAUCCUCUGCUCUAGCCUGUAGCCGUCAUCCCUCGCUUUGUUCAUAGAAGAGGUGAUGGUUUUCCUUUUCCUUCUUUUCUGAAAAAAAUCAAACAAUGUCUUGGUGUUGAUUUUCUCCUCUUUGUUGAGCUUGAUUGUGCUAUAUUUGUAUAUGUGGUCAUGCGUACACAUAAUAGAAGAGAUCAUAAAAGUGAGAAUUUGUUAA